Molecule: messenger RNA, 934 nt
Organism: Rhincodon typus (whale shark)
Lineage: Eukaryota; Metazoa; Chordata; Chondrichthyes; Orectolobiformes; Rhincodontidae
Gene: glrx
Product: glutaredoxin (thioltransferase)
Exons: 3
Coding region: 63-380 (105 amino acids)
Source: RefSeq, a predicted model, not a curated record
AGAGGAGCGUUGCUUGUGUUCACUGCUGAGUCAUUGAGGUGACGGUCUAACGAAGAAAAGAAAUGGCGCAGGAUUAUGUGGACAGUAAAAUCUAUCCAGAGAAGGUGGUCCUUUUCAUCAAAAAAAGCUGCCCUUAUUGUGUAUCAGCGCGGAAUGUACUUGAAACCUAUGAUUUCAAAGAAGACCGGCUGCAGAUCUACGAUAUUAGUGGCCAUUCCGAAAUGAAAGCUAUCCAAGAUUACCUUGAAAAGAUAACCGGAGCCAGAACAGUGCCACGUGUGUUCAUUGGGACAGAAUGUGUCGGAGGUGGCUCGGAUGUUGUUAAGUUGGAAAAGGAUGGAUUGCUGAAGGGCAAACUGAGUGCCAUUGGUGCCAUAUAACCCUUGCAGCAAAGCAGAAAACAAAGUACCACGGGUGCUGGAAAUCCGAAACAAGAACAGAAAGAGCUGGAGAAACUCUGCAAGUUUGGCAGCAUCUGUAAAGAAAGGAACAGAGGUGACAUUUCAAGUUCAAAAUGACUCUUCUUUGGAACCAAUGGAUGCACUUCCUUAAUCAAGCUGGUGAAAUCCAUAUGUUGUUAGGUUUCUAUGAGAUCAAACCCUAUUUUUGCAGAAUUACUACAAUGUUUAAUUUUCAAAUGGUCUAUAAUGCAUUGCAAGUGGUGGAGAAAUAUUUUAUGAAUAUUGGCUUACCUUGGCUUUGUUAUAUAAGUUUACAAUGUUAAGGUUGGUUGAUACAAGUUGUCUACUGGGCAUGCUCUGUAGCUGUGUGACAAUGUAUGAUUCGCAUAUCUGCUGUAGUCUGUGUAUCUGAUACAUUUCUGCACAUAUUAACAGAGCCAUGGCUUGGAGAAUGCUGGCUAGAAAACAGAAAGUUAGACAAAUUAACAUUUUUGUUAAAAAUAAUCACAGUAUUAAAAUGACAUUGUCCAAGA